This is a messenger RNA of Dreissena polymorpha, 5819 nucleotides long. RefSeq lists its product as uncharacterized. The transcript is spliced from 19 exons. The record is from RefSeq and is a predicted model, not a curated record. Lineage: Eukaryota; Metazoa; Mollusca; Bivalvia; Myida; Dreissenidae. Gene Ontology annotation, molecular function: cysteine-type endopeptidase activity; protein kinase activity; ATP binding. Bases 195 to 3248 code for a protein of 1017 amino acids. Gene Ontology annotation, biological process: protein phosphorylation; proteolysis. Gene Ontology annotation, cellular component: plasma membrane.
AUAACUUAAUAAUGUAUAUUGUACUAAAUAAAAAGAGAAGAAAGCCAUUAUUAUUAAUUAUCCAAGGGGUGCUAUUUAAAAAAAAAAUACAUUGCGACAGAAGCAAAAUAUAAUUGGGACAUGUUGGUAUCUGCAAAUAAAUUGAUUAUGUAUAUUUUUUUUAACGGAUUAAAUUCAACAAGAAAACACUAAAGAUGAUGAGUAGUGUGGAAGAUCUAGAUGGAUUGCCAGAAGAAACCAGAGUAGAAACCAGAGUAGAAACCAGAGUAGAAACCAGAGAAGAAACCAGAGAAGAAACCAGAGAAGAAACUAGCGAAAGACCGACAGAAGAAGCGACAGAUGUAUCGACUGAAGACAAAUUAACCGACGAAGUAUGUCGUCGUGCGCUCACCAGGGCCCACCAAAAGGUGAUUGCAGACAUGAAACCGGAAGUGGUGCUGGAUGGGUUUAAGGUAGCUGGAUUUCUGUCGGACGAAGACCAUUACGACCUUAAGGAACUCCUAACGGAUGCAAUCCAAAACCGCAUUCUUGUCAGUAAAGUCAGUCAAAGUGACAAAACGGUAUACCUUGAGUUCAAGAAAUGUCUCAAAGAUUCCCAACAAGAUGACUUGGUGAAGGAUUUGGAGGAAAAGGAGAGAGAGUUGAUAGUGGAGAUUGAAGAGUAUCGUCAGAUCGAAAUGGAGCACCAGUGUCUAAUGGACGAAGAGAUGAGACGUGCCAGAGAGUUAGGCGGAGACGGAAGAUCACAGAAUGCUGGGGAAAGUGCGUUUAACGUUCUGAGGCGUGAUACAGUGAUAACCAAGACAAUAAGGAAGGACCUACAUGACGGGAGACUCAUUGAGCUCACAAACGACAUGAUUGAAGAAUUGAAACGUCCGGAUGUCAGUGACUACCAGGAAUUACUCAGUGGAGGAUUCGGUAAAGUGUACAUAUCAAAAGAGGAGGUUCCGGGAUUUGAAUUAAGAGUUGUCAUCAAAGAAAUUAAUUUAAAGAAGCAAACAGGAAAUACUACGCAAAAAUUAGGAAUAAUAACAAACGAAAAAAUUGCGGCGCGAUUAAUGCAUUUUGGUAUAGUUCCACUGCUGGGAUAUUACGAUGACCAUAGCAAUGAAACAUACUACUUUAUAUCACCAUAUUUUGAAAAAGGGGACUUAUAUCAAGCCAUACACAAAAACAAAGAAAAUUUAGAAGACACUGAGCAAAUCAUUCUGAGCUGGGACAUCAGAUUAAAAAUUAUGUACCAAGUCUCUAGUGCAAUAGAUUUCAUGCAUACUGGCAACAUAUUCAGGGGAACAAUAUUGCAUAUGGACAUUAAAUCCAAAAAUAUUGUUUUGGAUGCAAAUUUCAAUGCGCGGUUGAUCGAUUUCGGCUUAGCUAGAGAACUGAGUGAAGGCGAAGAAUGUCUAAAGACUGAUGUGGCUGUUGGAACACCCGGAUAUUUUCCUGGGGAACAGAAAACGCUUACGAAACAACACGAUUAUCAGAACUUCGGAGUGGUUAUAAUUGAGUUGAUUACUGGUCAAACUCCGUUUGCCAACGAGGAAGGUUUAGAACUGCGGCAUUGGCAUAAAACACUCAUAGUCAAACGUUAUCAGAAAGCAGUAUGGAAAUCACAAAGUAUUGUUGAAAACGUUGCUGCAAUAGCAGUCCUGUGUACUGACACUGCACCAAAGAGCUCUAUCACGUCGGAAAAAAUAAUGAACAAGUUGAAGAAAAUCUGCCGAACAAGCUCUGUUACUGUAUGGGACGACGAAGGGCUUGAUGAUUGUUGCGAGAUAUGCUUGGUGAAUGAACCAAUAACAGUUGGUUUUGAUGGGCAUGAUAUAGGGUCCAAAGAGCAAACGUUAUGUUCAAACAGAAUCAGCACGUGUUGCUCAUGCAUGAGAAAUUCAUACAUCAAUCCAAUCAAGUGUCAUACAUGUGGGGAGACAAUAAAACCUUUCAUAAACGCCGAUUGGGGUGCCAUUUUAGUACAUGGGUAUGAUGGUGAAAACAAAGAAGUUUUUAAGAAGGACAUAACACAAUUUGAAAAAGUUAUUACAUCAAAGGUACUGCCCGCAAUGUGCAUGAGUUCCGAAAAUGUUAUUAUCUGUGAAAAUAAAGAACAAAUUGAUCGGGCGAUUGCAACACUUUUUAAAAAUAACAUUGAAACCGUUAUGUUCGUAUACUCUGGACACAAUGACGAUGGGGGUCGUGGACUUCAACUAGGCAAAGAUGAGUUCUAUCCGUUAAAUGAAUUAAGUGAUAAACUCAAUAAGUUGAAGAAAAAGAAGGCCAAUUUUGACAAAGUGAUAGUCUUUCUGGACUGCUGUUAUCCAGACAAAAUUAACUUGAAAGACUUAAAGCUAAUUCAGAUCAAUGCCACUGCUCCAACAGUUGAGGCCAAAGCAGACACAAACACUGGCAGUCCGUUCUUACAGUAUGUUAUUCAGGCAUUCACAGCGACCGCUAAUGGAAAAGGCUGCAACGUUCCAAAAUGUGAAUGCAGCGAUAUUCUACAAGACAGUUUUAUUACCCUGGAUACUUUGUGGGAUUAUCUGAACGAACAUUUUAAAAAUGGAGAAUUGAAAUUGGACAUGCCGUUUAUGAAUGCAGACAACAUUUCAUUGCAAGACACUGUCCUCGCAUAUAAUUGUAAUUUUAAAGUGCAGUUCGAAUUCACAAUACUGUACCCCGGAAAAAAAGAAACUCUGAGCAUGCGUGUGCUUCCGUCUGAGUUCAACACUUUUGAUCAACUAAAGUCAAUCGGGGCUGCGGAGGUUAUUAAGCAUGUGUGUGACAUGAUAUCAGAUAACAGCAGCAUCAUAACUAAAGUUGCUGAUACAUUGAGUAUAGAAAUCAAUACUGGACCGAGGUCCAAGCACAUUCAAGAGGUAGACACUAUAGAGAAACUGUUACUAGCCUGGACCUCAAAACGGAUUUUGCGAUGCACGGCUCGUCCAUUGUACAGCAUAAACGUGGGCAAACCUGUGGGGCGGUUACUGAAGGGUGUCCCAGAAAUCAGGAACGCACACCAGGCUGCACUACAGAAGUGUGCUAUGAAGGACCAACAUUUGACUGACAUAAAGAAAUAUAAGGACCAAAUCGACAAGAUUCAAAAUGCAGACUAUUUAAGUAUUCUAGAUAUGAUCAUUCAUCAAACAAAAGAGGAGCAGUUAAAGGGGAAUCGUUGGGAAAUUUCGUUCUUUGACCUGCCAAAUAGCUUCACUCUCGUCCAUCUUAGCCUUGUGAAGAUUGGCGGCAUUUAGGAAGCCACACGGGACUAGUUCAGGGUAUGUUCACCUAUUGAACAUUUGGGCAAAUUUAUAUUUUUAAUUGAGUGCAUAUUCAAUGUGGAACUGAUGUUUAAUAGAGAUUAACAUGUCAAUUCAAUUUAACAUUCAAUGGCAAUGGAGAUGUGUAAUACCCAGGUCUUAACAUGUACAUUCUUUUAUGAAGCUAACUUUUUUGUAAUGGCAUUGGUUUAGGAUGUGAAACUUUUAAUGUUUGUUAAAAAGACUCGGGAAAUAUAUCUGUUUUGCGAUUGUUCGAUUCAAUGUGGAUUGUUCUUCCCUGUAUCUUGGUUUGAAUUAAUGUUGUUGACUAUUUAUUUUGAAAUAUGGAUUUAAUAUUAAGGGACGGUGAGAAUCGAUAAACGAAACGAAACGUGUUCUCUUCAAAUAGUCGUCCGAUGUUUGACAUCUUUGUUGGAAAAAAUCACCAAAUAGUAUGUACAUGUAAAUACCGCACUAUUUGCUAUUGUUGUUAUUUGAUAACAAAGAGGAGAGAAGAGGAUAGAGAGAAAUAAUGAAAACUUAACCGAGUCUUCAUAAGAUAAAAAGACUAUAGGUCACAUUAAUUUAAGAAGUCAUUGCAGAGUAGUGAUAUUUUUAUUACGUUUAUCAAUUACGUAUGAAAAACAAUUGGCUGAUAUAAUUUUAUAAUUCUAAGAACAUUUUGUAAAUCCUCGGUAUUUGGAUUUUCGGCUUUUGAUUUGGUACUUCAUAUGUACCAACUCCUCAGAAUAAUUAUAUAGUUGACCACUUGAUCAUAAAUGCCUCGUUUAUGAUUACCAAGUAUAAUAUAAUUUGCAAAUAGACCAAUAAAUAGCUGUUUAUUGUUCAAACAAUUAUAGCUCCUCUCAUAUUGGUUGUAGAGAAUUACAUUAAAAUACCCGUAUGAUUGUUUCCUCAAAACUUGCACGAAAUGUGCAACGACUUGAAGUAAUUAUAUGAAAUUUAUAUUAAUAUACAUUAGUGAUUAAUAUGACUGAAGAAUAUUGUAUUGAUAAUCGUUUAAAUAAUAAUGUAUGGUGGCUUUAAUAUUAGUACUAUGUUCAAAGCAAGACAUUAUAAGAACCCAUUUCCAUUCUUGUUUUGUUUAAUUUUCUUUUAAGCAUUGUAGUAGAUAUACCAGUAUUUAGACAUUGUUUUUGUUCUUGUACAUAUGCAGGCCAUGUGUUGUUGUUAAAAUUGACGAACUCCAUUUCCGAUAUUUGUUGUUUGUAAGCUUUAAAGUGAUACGUGUGUAAAAUUUAAUAUGAUCUGUUGAAGAUAAUUUAUCAAGGGUUUAAAAAGCUAUAAAUGAAUUGUAAAAACUUGUUUUGCGUAAAGUCAUAUAGACCGAAUAAUUGUAUACCCCUACUGAAUCAAUUAAAAAAAAGUAGUUUGUUUCUUUUGUUAAUGUUUUUUUAUAUAUAAUCGUUGUAAUAACACGUCCUGAAAUGUCUUUUGAUUGAAUCUUGUCCUGAGAAGACAUAAUAUCUCUGAUGAAUUUAUUUAUAAAAUUGGAAACUAUAUUUUAUUCCUUAAGUGAAAAUUAAAACUAUAGUUUCAAAAUUUUUAUUUUAUUAAAGUUGUUUCAAAAAAUUGCCCUGUAUUGUUUACGUUUGUAAAUAUUUUAACCUAGCUUUUCUUACUUGCGUGUGUAAAUAAGAGCCGAAAUAUUGGUGUCUUUGAGCCUUCCUCGCUCUAUUGGUUUGACAAGAGUUGGUGUUGGUCUGUUGUUAUAUUCAGGUUUAGUAGCCCAAACAUAUUGUAUAAUAGAUGUUUUAAUUGUGUGUACUAUAUCAUGCCUAAGGUAGGGGAAUGCUUACAAUUUACAAUCAUGUUGUAUAAUAGCUGUUUUAAUUGUUUGUAUUAUAUCAUGAUUAAGGUAGGGGAAUGUUAACAAUGUGUACAUAAUAUUCGAUUGGCCAAAUGUUUUAAUUGCUGUGACUUUUCGAUUGUAUUUUUUUUGUAUUGCCACUGUUUUGAGCAAUUUUAAAAGGCUUGUUUUUGUCGAUAUCGAGAUUUGAUCAUUUGUAAGCGAAACAUAAAACCAAGAAUUGGGAUUUGUCAGAGGUGAAAUACAAAACGUAUUUGUUAAAUUUAAUUUGUGUAUGUUUAGUGAACCAGCGCGGACUAGGGUGGAUUUGACUUAUACGGCUUGAGUCUAGAAAAUUGACUGAAGUAUUGAAUUGUAUUAAUCACCUCUUAACAAGAAGGUAACGUUCCAUCUGUCAUUUAGGAUAAAUCAUUUGCAAAAAAGUUUAAGUUUAUUUAAUUGUUCAUUUUUUUCCCUUAUGUGGCUUCUUCUUUCAAUAAAAUUGGAAAAUGUUUCUAAACUUUAAAACAGUGUUUUGUUCACUAUUAAGCCUUAUAUAACACAUCUUUGAAUAGAAAAAAAGUUAAGAUAAACGUAGAUAAUUAUAUUACGUAUGUUUAUCGUUUUAACCCAUUGUAUGAAUUUAGUUCCAAACUAAAAUUGUUUGAGACAAUUUCACAUGUAGUCAUACUCUAAACUGUCAAAUCACAGGCACUCGGCAUUAGCUACUACCCCCCCCCCCACCUCCCCCAGCU